Gaeumannomyces tritici R3-111a-1 is the source of this 1458-nucleotide messenger RNA. RefSeq lists its product as hypothetical. The coding region runs from base 1 to 1458 and encodes 485 amino acids. The transcript is spliced from 6 exons. The record is from RefSeq and is a predicted model, not a curated record. NCBI's taxonomy places the organism in Eukaryota, Fungi, Ascomycota, Sordariomycetes, Magnaporthales, Magnaporthaceae.
AUGUCCGGACAGCAGCAACAGCAGCAGCGACGGCGGCAACAACAUUGCGAUCACCCAUUCAUCAUGCUGCGGCAACAGCGGCAUCUGAGCGGCACCCCUCGCGCGCGCGCGCCCUCGUACCCACCACGUGCCCUCCUGCUCUUGCGUGGCUCUAGGGCCGGUGAGCUAGGGCGUAUUCGCAAGGGGAAGGGAGAGAAUACGGCCGUCGUGUCAUUAUUGGUUUUCGCGGCCACGUUGGCACCAAUGCAGCGAGAAAGCCCUUGGCCUGGACGCACGCUGUGUUGGAUCGACUGUGCGGCGGCAGCAGGUGAAGGCGGCAAGGCGGGCAGGUGCCUCGCCCUAACCCACGACCACUACCCAUCCAUCCGUCAUCUCUUUGGACUUUUUCCCACUGUGGAUUCCCCCCCUCUCCCUGCGUUCGCUGUUCCCACCCCCCCUGCCUCGGGGACAGGCCUCCAAGUUGAUGCUGUCCGGCUGGCUGGCCUGAGACCGGCAGGCCGGCAGGCCGGCAGGCAGCAAGCAGAUCAUCAGGUUGGUCUCAGCAACCUGCUACGUGACGGUGUGCAGGGCAGGCGUCUAUUGGCUUCGCGUCGAGAGCGCAGGAGACCUGGCUGGACUUUUGGUGGUGACGGCGCUCAUGUUGGAGCCGCCAUCACGUGCAGAAGGGACCUAGGAAGGAACCGAUCUAGGGAGGAAGCUGAGGAACCCAAGGGGCCUGUGAAGGGUCCUCGGUUUGAUAGUAUCCCCUUGAUAGCAUCCCCGGCUGUCGAGCUGCUCCAGCCUGGUGGUUCUGGUAUUCAAUUCUGCGACGGAGCGUGGUAUUAUUUAACUGUAUGGAUCCAAAUAUCGAUGGAGAGCGACAGGAAAAGAAACGAAAAAAUUAUCAACCCCAAGAUUCAAGGAGAAUUCCCCGAUUUGGAUGUCAAAUCCAACAAUUGUCGACAAUCAGAAAAUGAAGACGCUAGGUGGUUCAGCCCAAGUCUAGAAUGGAUGGGAUGUUGGGUGCGGGGACAAGCGUGUGCGCACACCACCACCACUACCACAACCACAACCACCACCGCCCGCACCAUUCUGGACAAGCUUAUUGCCGAGAGAGACACAGGCUGGGGCGGGUUCGAGGCACGGCCGGUCGACGCGAUGCAACGUCAAUGCGUGUUGGAUGGAGUUGGUGCUAGGCAGCAAGCGACAUGGGGUCGCGCUGCUGGCUCUUCCAGGCUUGGCUCAUGCUUUUUUUUUUUUUCUCGCCCUCCGCUAUUUUCAGUGGCUGGGGUGAUUUCGCAGCAUGCCUGGGCUUGGGUGUCUGCCAGGGCAGGGGCUGGGGGAUGGAUGGGCAAUCACGGGCAGGGGCUGGCAGGCACGCAGGGCAGGAGCAACGCAACGCAGCAGAAACGUACCUGCUCGAGCAAUCAAUCCAAGUCUUGCUCAAUGAUCAGAUGCGCACAGCGCGUGAUUAAAUGA